Molecule: messenger RNA, 789 nt
Organism: Thermochaetoides thermophila DSM 1495
Lineage: Eukaryota; Fungi; Ascomycota; Sordariomycetes; Sordariales; Chaetomiaceae
Product: disulfide oxidoreductase-like protein
Exons: 2
Coding region: 1-789 (262 amino acids)
Biological process (GO): cellular response to oxidative stress
Cellular component (GO): cis-Golgi network; fungal-type vacuole; cytoplasm
Molecular function (GO): glutathione disulfide oxidoreductase activity
Source: RefSeq, a predicted model, not a curated record
AUGUUGUCCUCUAGGCGUCUUCGCGCUUACAUGUACAUCACUCUGGCAGCCGUCGUUCUGCUGCUCUUCUUUACGUCGCAUGCUCGGCAUGAUCGCGAUACCGAAUUGGCAUCUAUCCGGGACUUUUACACCAAGACGCGUAAUGCCAUGGACAGAGCACAUGACACCCCCUCCGCACAGCAACCCUUCACCCAUGACACCGAUGCCGAUGGCGACAUUGACGAAGACGACCUGAGGCUCGAAAAAGAAAUGGCAGAGAGGCUUCGACAAGCAGAGAAGAUAGCGAAGGAUAAUGCAAACGCAAAAUCCCCCCAUAAACCCGAUGCACCGGAAGAUGUGAUAGGUGUGGGAAGCUCUGCCAAAGGCCAGGACCCGGGAACCAAAGAAAACAAGCCAGCCAAGUUAGAUGGAGAAGACGAGCGACUCGUGGAAAUGGAACUAGAUUCUAUUCUCAAGAAAUCACCAAUCAUCAUUUUCUCCAAAUCAUACUGUCCCUACUCGAAGCGCGCAAAAGGGAUUUUAUUGGAGAAGUACGUGAUCGAGCCUGCCCCCUACGUUGUCGAGUUGGACCUUCACCCUCUGGGCCCGAAAAUUCAGUCCAGACUUGCAGAAAUGACGGGCAGGAAAACUGUUCCAAACAUCAUGAUAUAUGGCCAGAGCAUUGGAGGUGGCGACGAAAUUGCAGCCUUGGACAAAGAAAAGAGUCUGGCGGACAAGAUCACUUCUCUUGGCAAAGACCGCAUCAAUGUGUCGGAACGGUUUGUUGGAAGUCUUCCCAAUGCAAGCUAA